Molecule: messenger RNA, 678 nt
Organism: Hydractinia symbiolongicarpus
Lineage: Eukaryota; Metazoa; Cnidaria; Hydrozoa; Anthoathecata; Hydractiniidae
Exons: 2
Coding region: 198-584 (128 amino acids)
Source: RefSeq, a predicted model, not a curated record
GGAAACUAAGGUCAAAAAAAAAUGUUGUUAAAAAAAAAUUAAGAACGUUGUAUAACAUCUAAAUAAACUAUUGAAAAAAAAUUAACUCUUAAUUUUCAUUAUUUAGGCUGUUUUAGCCCAUUAAAGUUCUAAGGUUUUCUGAAAUUAACCGUGUACUCCAUUCACGGUUCCUCGUGAACCAUACAGAAUUAUGACGUAUGAGCCGCGAGACUCAAAAUCACUUAGUCAUGGAUAGCAGCGAAGAAAGUAGUUGUGCUAGUGAACAUAGCGAAGUAUAUAGUUCUGAAACAGAUGAAAGUAUUUGCAAAGGGUGUUAUGAUAACGAACCUGAAUAUACUGAAAGUCAGUUGAAAAACAUUUGUUCAUCAAAAACUGCGAAUAAUAUUUCAGACGACGACGAAGAUGAGGAUUUAGACUCAAGCAGGUUAGAAAACUUACAUUGGUGUAAGUGUAAAAAAUGUGAUAUACACGAGUUAAUGACUGUUGAAGAAUGCAAGUGUUGUUUGGAGUUUACAACUUUACUGGGAGAAAAGCUGGAAGAGAAUACAUGUAUUACCUUGCAUAAAGAUUUUAAUAUUCUUUGAUAUAAAAUCUUUUCAAAACAAGUAAGCUUAUUAUUCUACCUUUCAAAACAAAUAUAAAAUAUUACUUCAUAUGCGAAAAAAAAUGCGUUCUUUA